Molecule: messenger RNA, 1622 nt
Organism: Schizosaccharomyces japonicus yFS275
Lineage: Eukaryota; Fungi; Ascomycota; Schizosaccharomycetes; Schizosaccharomycetales; Schizosaccharomycetaceae
Product: aspartyl aminopeptidase Aap1
Exons: 2
Coding region: 142-1548 (468 amino acids)
Biological process (GO): proteolysis; protein folding
Cellular component (GO): fungal-type vacuole; fungal-type vacuole lumen
Molecular function (GO): metalloaminopeptidase activity; aminopeptidase activity; zinc ion binding
Source: RefSeq, a predicted model, not a curated record
UAACGUUUUACGAGGCCGACAAUAACUGUUUCUUAUCUUUUCAAGGCUUUAGAUAUGUGUUGUUUGUUCACCCAGUGCUUAUCUUCGACGCACUCCAGUAACGACUAAAUCCUUUUUUCUGUAUACACACUGUUCCUUUCAAUGAUUCUUCGUGGACAAAUUAAGCCUAACGCAAAGGCCUGUGCAAACUCCUUCCUGCAAUUCGUAAAUGCUAGUCCAACGCCGUACCAUGUUGUUGAUAAUCUCAUAAAACAUUACUCUAAGCACGGCUUCCAAGCUUUGAACGAACUGGAUGAUUGGAAGACUGUGGUAAAGCCCGGAAACUCAUAUUUUGUCACAAGAAACCGUUCCAGUAUUAUUGCUUUUUCCGUUGGAAAACAUUUCCAGCCUGGAAACGGUUUUGCCAUCGUUGGAACACAUACAGAUUCUCCUACAUUGAGACUCAAACCAAAGUCGAAGAAAUCAGCAGCAGGAUUCCUUCAGGUUGGUGUGGAGAAGUAUGGAGGCGGUAUCUGGCAUACUUGGUUCGAUAGAGACUUGUCUUUGGCUGGACGUGUGCUAGUAGAGGAAGAGGAUGGUACCGUUAAGCAGCAUUUGGUUCACAUUGACAGACCUCUGCUCCGUAUUCCCACUCUUGCCAUUCAUUUGGAUCCCAGCGCAAACAGUUCGUUUUCUUUCAACAUGGAAACUGAAUUUGUGCCUAUCCUUGGUCUUGAGAAUCAAUUAAACGAAGCUGUUUCAGCAGAGGAAGAGGACAUGCAUCACCCUGCCUUGCUCGCUCUGCUUGUCCAAGAACUUGGUCUCGGUGACAACCAGGUCAAUCGUAUCUUGGACUUCGAGCUCAUUUUGGGCGAUGCCGAGAAGGCCAAACUUGGCGGCCUUCAUGAGGAGUUUGUCUUCUCUCCGCGUCUCGACAAUCUCGGCAUGACUUUCUGUGCCUCUCAGGCAUUGACUCACUCGAUGUCAGAGAAUACUGAGGAUGAAACCAGUAUUCGCAUGGUUGCAUCCUUCGACCACGAGGAAAUUGGCUCUGUGUCUGCUCAAGGUGCCGAAAGUAAUUUCAUCCAGAGCGUGCUUGAACGUUUAAGCGCACUUGAGAUGUACAACCCUCAAACGUUCGCACAAGCUAUGGCUCGAAGUUUUCUGGUUUCGGCUGAUAUGGCACACGCUAUUCAUCCUAACUACAUGGGACGUUACGAAUCCCAAAACACGCCUAAGUUGAACGAAGGUACGGUUCUUAAGAUCAAUGCAAACCAGCGUUACACCACUAACUCUGCUGGCAUCGUACUUCUGAAAAAGGUUGCUGAGCUUGCGAAGGUGCCAGUGCAAUCGUUCUGUGUUCGAAAUGAUUCUCCUUGUGGCAGUACCAUCGGACCCAAACUCGCUGCAAUGACUGGAAUUCGCACGCUUGAUCUCGGAAACCCCAUGCUUUCAAUGCAUUCGUGCAGAGAAAUGUGUGGUACAACGGACUUUGAGUACGCUGUUCUUUUGUUCUCUAAAUUCCUUUCUUCUUACUCUACUCUUAGUCCCAAGAUUAUCAUUGAUUAAAAUAAACGUCUGGUAAUGAUAUGAAUUAUUCUGUAUAGUAAACGGAAUGACUGGUUGAUUGUUGUGAACUGUAU